Aegilops tauschii subsp. strangulata is the source of this 1050-nucleotide messenger RNA. The record is from RefSeq and is a predicted model, not a curated record. Lineage: Eukaryota; Viridiplantae; Streptophyta; Magnoliopsida; Poales; Poaceae.
AUGAAGGACGCCUUCAUGCAAGAUCAGGUCGGCCUGGACCUGGACGACUUCCCGCUCGACCAUGAGUUUUCAGAGGACUAUGGACUCGAGGAAGAGGACGAGUUGGACAUUGAAAGGGAGCCUUUGUUCGAGGACGAGCUCGCCAACCAAGUCUUCGGGGUGAAGCCGAAGCGCAAGAGCAGGCGGACAAAGGCAUACACCGCGGCCGAGGACAAGCUCCUUUGUGAGUGUUCGAUGGACAUUGGGCAAGACCCCAAGGUCGGCGCCGAACAAAAGGCAUCAACCUUUUGGACUCGUGUCCAUCGUGAGUUCAACGAACGCAAGAAGUUUUCACCGUACCAAAUCCAAAGCACGCGCGGGUGGGUGUCCAUUUCGAAGCGAUGGAAUGUGAUCCAACAAGAGUGCAACAAGUUUUGUGCCACUUAUGAGAGCAUCAAGUCACACCCCGUGAGCGGCAUCGACAUGCAAGGCAUGGCAUUCCAAGCUUUGGAGGCAUUCAAGGUCCAACACAAUGGCAAGUCCUUCAACCUCUCCUAUUGUUGGAGGGUCAUCAAAGACGAGGAGAAGUUCAAGGUGCAAUAUGCCGCCCUCAUGGCGCGUGGGGGAAAUAAAGCCGUGGAGGAGGUUGAGGAGGGCGAGAAGCCACAACCGCGGGGGAAGACCAACUCCAAGAAGGAGGACAAGCGAGAUGCGGCGUCCAACGCCUUGAUCGCUACCGUGGAGGGCAUGAUGACCAAGAAGGACUCAAGGGAGGAGAAGCGCCGGCAAGACAAGGAAGAGCAAAUGAAUGCCUUCAUGGAGAUCCAAAGGAGGAGGCUUGAGAUGGAGGCGGAAAAGCAAGCGAGGAUGCUAGAGAUGGAGGCAGAGAAUCAAGCAAAGAUGCUAGAGAUCGAGGCUGCAAAUGCCAAGACCAAGGCGAAAGAAGUGGCUCUCGCUAGCAUGAUGAUGGGCGUGGAGAUCAUGAAGGUGGACCUCAACAUCGUGUCGCUGAGGAAGAGACUGUGGUUCGAGAAGAUGCAGGCCGACAUGCUCAAGUUCGACGAUGAGUGA